Messenger RNA from Portunus trituberculatus (swimming crab), 2470 nucleotides. It is a transcript of the gene Abp1, whose product is annotated as drebrin-like protein B. Gene Ontology annotation, biological process: neuron projection morphogenesis; positive regulation of axon extension; regulation of actin filament polymerization. Gene Ontology annotation, molecular function: actin filament binding. Gene Ontology annotation, cellular component: lamellipodium; actin filament; dendrite. Lineage: Eukaryota; Metazoa; Arthropoda; Malacostraca; Decapoda; Portunidae. The record is from RefSeq and is a predicted model, not a curated record.
AGACCAAGACCUCAGUUGUCGUUUGGCAUCCGUGAGGGGAGGACGUACUGUACUUCGUCUCCCUCCUGAGCCUCUCGCCAUGAGCAUAGACUUAGAUAAGCACCGGGACUCGAUUGUGAAGGCGUUUAAUGAUGUAGUGAGUGACAAGAAGCCCGAGGACUGGGCACUUUUUGGAUAUGAAGGGCAAACUAAUACAUUAAAAGUCAUAGGAACAGGAGAGGAUGGACUGGAGGAGUUAGCAGAUGACCUGAACAGCAGCAAGAUUAUGUACGCUGUAGUGAAAGUCAUCGAUCCAAACACCACCAGACACAAGAUUGUCCUCAUCAACUGGCAAGGAGAAGGGGCGCCAACCGUACGGAAGGGAACAUGUGCGCGUCACCUCCACGAUGUGCGCCGACUGCUUCAGGGCGUACACGUGACUGUGAACGCACGGGUGGAGGAGGAGGUGGAGCCGGAGGUGGUGAUGGCCGCGGUUCUCAAGGCGUCUGCGUCAUGCUACAACUUCAGCGAGCGCUCCGAGACUGGCGACAGAACUGCUCCUGUGAGCGGUUUAGUUAAUACGUUCAUACAAGGAGAGGCUGAGCGGGCCAUGGGGACCAACUAUCGCCGCACCAAUCCACUUGCUGAGAUCGAUUCCCGCUCCAGGAACAAGUUUUGGGAGCAGCAGGAGGAGGAGGAGAAGAGGAGGAAACAAGAGGAACAACAGCGCAAGGAAGAGGAGCUGAGGAUACUGGAGAAGGAGAGGAAGCAACGAGAGAUCCUGGAGGCACAGCACAGGGAACAGCUGACCAAGGAGAGAAACAGUCGAAUCCUUGCUGGGCGGCGGGCGGAGGAGGAGGCUGACAGGCAUGUGUCGGCCAAUCAGCAGCAGUGGCAGGAACAGUCGGCAAGUGAACAGCAGGCAGAAGAGGAUGAGAGGAGCAGGAGGGCUGAGGUGAUGAGGCAGCAGAGGAAGAAGGAGGCGGAGGCUCUGAUUGGUGGACGCACACACGCCGCCCGGGACUUGUUUGAGCAGCAGACCACCGCCACCACCGCCGCCGCCGCCACCAACCGCCCACCACCACGGAGGCUAAAGGAAUUCAACCCUGUUAAUAAUGUGAGAGAGGACCUCCAAGACACACCACAGCAACAGCAACAGCAGCAGCAGCACAGCGGCCCCAGCAGAGGCGUCACAGCACGGUGGCCCCCUGCUGGUGCCUCCCCCUCCCCCACGCAGCAGAUGUCCACCCCUUCCCCAGCACAGAGGAGGACCACUACUGCUGCCGCCACCGCCCACCACACCCCGGUACAGGACAUGAUUCCGCCGCAGUCCUCACCCCCCGGCCCCCCCUCCAAGCAGCCGCCCACUGAGUCACCCCAAACAGCACAUCCGAAUGGCCUCCACCAGUCCGAGCUGAGAAAUGGCAUGGCGUCCCCUACCAGGCAGAAUGGGUCCACCUACCACCACCAUCACCACCAGACCACCACCACCACCACCACCACCGCCACCACCGCCGCCAUGGGGGAGGCUGUGUCUGUCAUUGAUGAGAGCGCUGGAAUGGUGUAUGAGGUUGAUGGGGUGGAGUACCAGAUUCUUCCGGAACAUGGGCUGUGUGCGCGUGCCCUGUAUGACUACCAAGCAGCCGACGACACGGAGAUCACCUUUGACCCUUCAGAAAUCAUCACCAAUAUUGACCGGAUUGACGAGGGAUGGUGGCAAGGGGUGGGUCCUGACGGCAUGUAUGGCCUCUUCCCCGCCAACUAUGUGGAGCUCAUCAACGAGGGGAGAGGAGGAGGAGGAGGAGGAGGAGGAGGUGGUGUGUGAGGGAAGGAGUGGUUUAGUGAGGUGUGUGUGUGUGUGAAAUUGGUGAAGGUAGAGGUGGAGGUGGAAAACGUGUGCGUGUGUUUAGAGAGAGAGAGAGAGAGAGACUUUUUAUUAUUUUCUUUCUUUUUGUUAUGAUUUUUGGGUAAUGAGUAAAAUGGAUUAGUGAUUAUUAUUAUUACUACUACUAACUAUUAUUACUAUUAUUAUUAUGACAACGCAUUCAUUAUUUGUGAAGUUAUUUGAUGUUUUUUGUGGUUAAUUUGUGAUUUUUUUUAUAUUACUUAUCUUUCCUUGGAUUUGUAUUGCUUCCACUGCCCAGUUUAUUGCACUGUUAUUAUUAUUAUUAUUAUUAUUAUUAUUAUUAUUAUUAUUAUUAUUAUUAUUAUUAUUAUUAGAGAGAGAACAGAUAAUGCAAAGUUUCCCACACACACACACACACACACACACACACACACACACACAGGUGAAAUAUUUUCCAUACAAUUAAUUUAAUUUUAUUUUUUCUUAUGGAAAUUUAGUAGCCGAGAUAUUUUACUUACCCUAAACUUUAUCUUUUUCCUUUUUUCCUUUUUUUCUUGUUUUUCUUUUUGUUUUUUUCUUUUUUCUUUAAUAUUUUCUUUUCUUUUCUUUCUCCUUUUUUCUUUUAUCUUUUUCUUCUUUUACUUU